CCGUGUUCGUGGUUAGGUGUACGAAGUUAUCUGCUUCUGCAACACUUUGUUCGCGUGGAAAUCUAGUUAUUAGUGCGGUAUUACAAGACACCGUUUACGUUAGAAACUUUUUCUAAUAGAAUCUAAUCAUUGUACGUUUGCGUAGCUGUUCUAUUAUAAGCGAUAGUGACUUUAAACACAUAAUUUUACAAAGCAAGCGUGACGGGAUCAGCUGUUGCUAUCAGAAAUUGCACAUGUCCGUCAGCAUGUGAUACCACCGCGUGUUCAGUGGUGUAAUUCAGCGGAAGAAGAACGAAAAACUUGCGUUCAAGAGUAACUAGGGCUGUGAAGUGAACCAUGAACUACAUUGGCAAGUUCAUAUCAAACUUCAAAGACUUCUACAAUGACAUCAAUGCUGCCACCCUCACUGGAGCGAUCGACGUGGUGGUGGUGCGCCAGGAGGAUGGCUCCUACCUCUCCUCGCCCUUCCACGUCAGGUUCGGCAAGAUGGGCGUCCUCAGGAGCAGGGAGAAAGUCGUGGACAUUGAGAUCAACGGCGAGCCUGUGGACAUCCACAUGAAGUUGGGCGAGACUGGUGAGGCUUUCUUUGCCCAAGAACUGGACGAAGAUGAGGGGGCAGCUGUCGACGAAGAGACGUGUCUCGACAACUACCCUAAGUCAGACGAAGAGGCUCGGUCACAGGACUCAGGAUUCGAGGCUGAGGACGCGUUGCAGGACGCGCCCCGAACUCGCAUCCUCAGGAUCAGGACCGACCAGCUGGAUCCUGAGCCUGGUCUCCUGCAGGACGCUGCUGGGGUCGAGGUGCCCACAACAAAUGGAACCACCCCUGAUAUUGCCUGUGAAUCCGUAUUGGAUGCUUCUAGUCUACCGGAAAAAUUAAACUCGAAUGCUAAAGACGAGAAACUUGAUUCUUCUUUAGAUAUUAAGAAUCAAGUAGGUUCAACUAAUGUUAAGAGCCACCUAAAUCUAACGGAUCAUGAGAGCCAGGUUAGUUCAUCAGUAGUCGAUGUGUCGCCUAUAAAUUCAUCCGGUAGCGAUCAUAAAGUGAAUUUAAGCGAAGACUCCAAAGGAAAAGCCGUCUCGUCAGAUCAUAAGGGCCAGUCAUCAGAGCUGGGUGUUGUGUCCCGAGUACCUCGCCAGGACAGUUCUAAGUUUGUGAUGCGACACACGUGCACUCAGACUGACAUCGAGCAGUUCCAGCUCGUGCCUGAGCUUCCCAAGAAGUCCAAGCCUUCCUCUGACGCGGUGGUCGGCGACGACUCGCCUGGAUCCACUGCCGAGAACGCGCGCAUCAAGGUGGCCAAGAAAAGUUCUACCGAUACCAGUACAAAGGGCGUCUCCAAGUCUGAGGUUGACUCCAAGGAGGAUCCUGACGACAAUUCUAAAGGGUCGCGCAACCGUCGCAAGCGUCGCCGCCGCCAGAAUUACAAACAACAGCAGCAGCAACAACUGCAGCAGGUGACCGGCAAGAAGAAGGGCACGUCGGGCAGCCAGAGCAGUGACGCCUCCACCACGUCAGAGGUGGCCGACCUCGCCUCCGUCGGAGGAGCCCGUGAUGGCAUCAAGGACGGCUGCGUCUUCGCCAUGGAUGACGUCGAUGUCAAGGACGGCGUGGCACACUCGACUAGUCUACCUCUUCUAAGGGAAGCCUCAACAGUCGCCCCACUCCCCACCUCUCUCUCUGCCGGACUCGUCGACACGCUCAGGCAUUGGGCUGACGUAGACGGUGACACGGCGGCGUCGCUGCGGCAGAUCUCGUGCGCGGAGCUGGGCCCUUCCUUCCACCCCUUCAGUGACACCGACAUCAGCCCCCCUCCCAGCCCGAACUCGUCGCGGCCUGGCACGCCCAUCAAGUCAGACACCGAGUACGAGGUUGAGCGCAACCGUCAGGAGGUGAGCGACCAGAGCAUCAAGGCUGAUGCUGAGGGCAACUGGAACUGGACGUGGGGACAACUACCCACUCCUCCCGUCAAGCCUAAGGGCGUCACCACCACAUCCUCCACUAGCUCCUCUUCAGCCGCCUCUCCUUCAACCGCAGUAGCAGAAGGCGAUCCCAGCGCGGAGGAGAGCCCAGCAACUGCGGGAUCUGGCUUGUCUGCACUUCAGCCGUAUGUGUCAGGUGCUCCUGCAGACUCUGCUGAGAAGACUGCCACUCCUGUGGUGCAGACUGCUGCUGCUGCUGCAGAACAAGAAGCUAGCAUAGUCCAGCGGUCGAUGUUCGGCGGGAUGCUGUCGUUCAUGAGAGCAACGAAGAAGGCUCGUCACAAUCCCCAGUCCGAGGGGAUUUAUCUCGAGGACCUGAACCCCGACGACCUCGACCCUGAGGUGGCUGCGCUCUACUUCCCCAAGUUCUCUGCCGCCUCGGGGGGCUCCUCUGCUUCCGCUAGCGUCCCCAUACCUGGUCGCAGCAAGCCUGAGGAUGACGUGGAGUCAGGGAAGGGUCCCUCUUUGCCGCACUCCCCUCAGAGCUGCGGGGACACCCGCCUGGUGGGGCUGGACUCUGAUGCUGAGCACGACUCCUCACCCCGACACCCUGUCUUUGACUACAAAAGCUACCACGACGUGGCGCUGUCGCUGUGCGGUCGCCUGCAGGAGCUACGGGACAAGGAGGUGCCCGAGUCGCUAUUCCUACAGAACCUCGUCACCUACGACGACUUCUGCGCCAACACUGCCGAGGUGCUCUCCAGUCCCGACCUCGUCGUGAGGCUGGGCGGCGCUUACUACAACUGGGCAACCGCAGCACCACAGCUGCUCGCUCUCAUGCUCUUCCAGCGUCCCUUGCCUGACGUUGUGAAGGAGGAGCUGGUACGGGACCACAUGCCUAAGAAGGAGCCCCGUAAGCGGAGCCCGUCGGUGAGCGGCGGCUACUCGUGGUUCACGUGGCGCCGCCAGACCGCCGACACCGUCGAGACCGUCCCGCCUCCCGACCUGCCCGACCAGCUGCAGGCGUCAGAUGACACUGUGGAGGUGACGGCCGCGGAGACCCAGACGUCCUCCCCCAGCACCCCCGAGAUGGGAUCGUACCAGCCUCCGGACUCCCCCACCCUGGGGACCGACAAGGGUGACGACCUCCCCAACAAGUCCCAGAGCAAAUACAAGAAGAGCCUCCGUCUCACCUCCCAACAGAUCUACACUAAUGUGUACUACCGUACUAAUGUGAUGGGCUGCAGUACACUAANCAGGUACCAGGGCACCACGAUAUGCAGGUACCAGGGCACCACGAUAUGCAGGUACCAGGGCACCACGAUAUGCAGGUGCCGUAUCUACCUGUGGAACUACGACGAGAAGAUCAUCGUCUCAGACAUCGAUGGCACCAUCACGAAGAGCGACGUGCUGGGCCACCUCAUGCCCAUCAUCGGCAGGGACUGGUCCCAGGGCGGCGUGGCCCAGCUCUUCUCCAAGAUUAAAGAUAACGGAUAUCACUUCCUCUACCUCUCUGCACGCGCCAUAGGCCAAGCGCGCAUCACCCGCGACUACCUGCGGUCCAUCGUACAGGAGGACGUGAGCCUUCCUGACGGCCCCCUGCUGCUCAACCCCACCAGCCUGCUGCAGGCCUUCCACAGGGAGGUGAUCGAGCGCAAGCCUGAGGAGUUCAAGAUCUCGUGUCUGCGCGACAUCCAAGCUCUCUUCCCCAGCACCAGUAACCCCUUCUAUGCCGGCUACGGUAACAGGAUAAACGACGUUUGGGCCUACCGCGCCGUGGGCAUCCCGAUCUCGCGGGUGUUCACAAUCAACCACAAGGGGGAACUGAAGCACGAGCUCACCCAGACUUUCCAGUCCACGUACAGCAACCUGAGCGACAUAGUGCACCACAUGUUCCCCGUGUACUGCCACGAGACGUUGCACCACGGCGAGUACUCCUCCGUGAGGUACUGGAGGCAACCUCUACCUGACUGUGACGAUGAGAUCAACCAGCUACUGCACGGCCAGUCCUCUGCCUCCACGCCUGCUUAACUUCAUCUAGAUUAACGUGAUCAAUGCGAGGCUUGGCAAGGCCAAUUCAAUGUCUCGAUUUAUAAAUGACCUAGAUUAACGUGUUCAAUGCGAGGCUUGGCGAGGCCUGGAUUCAAUGGCCAGGCCAAUUCAAUGUCUCGAUAUAUGAAUGACCUAGAUUAUGCUGAUUAACGUGAUCAAUGCGAGGCCUGGCAAGGCUGCUAAGACUCGCAAUUACAUAUUGAGUAAGGAUAGGAAUAAGGAGGUCGGGAAGUUGGAAAGUGAUUAUGACCAUUUGGUAAUUGGUGAUGUUUAGGGUCUUUAACUUUCUGGAUUUUGUUUGUUUGAUUUCUCAUUUAACGUAAUGACAGGUCUUGAAGCAAGAUAAUGAAACCUAUUCAUUUAGAGGGUUGGGAACUGUUCGAUGAGCCCAGGCUCUACUGGGUACGGCACCCAAUGAAGAAAGGUCAGCCCGUCUUAGAGAACGAGCUUAAAAAUGUCUCUAGGAAUGAGACAUUGACGAUCUCUUCAUUUUAUCUUGGAUGACUCAGUCUUCCCUGCUAGUCAGCUUCACUCGGGAGACCGUCGUUAUCGCAACGGUGGACUAGUCGAUAUUUUUCGAAUAAUCGUGCGUGAUCUUGUCGAUUUAUAUCGAUUCUUACUUGUAUAAGCAGGCGCUGAAUUUCGCCUGUUUGUUUUCUAGGAGAAAAGAAUUAUUUGAGAGUAGCUUGAAAAAAACCUUAGUGAUAAUUUACAGUUGGAUGGGAGAAAUUCCAGUUGCGAUUACCCGGAUUGUGGUGCUUGUUUGAAUUCUUACUAACUUCUAAGACGGAGGGAGAAGCUAAGCUGAAAUCGAUAUUUCUUUGAAUUUUGAAGUUC
This is a messenger RNA of Hyalella azteca, 4812 nucleotides long. It is a transcript of the gene Lpin, whose product is annotated as phosphatidate phosphatase LPIN1. Gene Ontology annotation, biological process: triglyceride biosynthetic process; fatty acid catabolic process; positive regulation of transcription by RNA polymerase II. The transcript is spliced from 20 exons. The record is from RefSeq and is a predicted model, not a curated record. NCBI's taxonomy places the organism in Eukaryota, Metazoa, Arthropoda, Malacostraca, Amphipoda, Hyalellidae. Gene Ontology annotation, molecular function: phosphatidate phosphatase activity; transcription coactivator activity. The coding region runs from base 337 to 3954 and encodes 1205 amino acids. Gene Ontology annotation, cellular component: nucleus.